AUGGAGUCAGAGCUUAAUAAUAUCGGCGAGGAUAUUCUUGAAGGAGAAGAUAUGUUAAACCUUGAAGAUCUCGACGAGAAAGAGGUUUUAGGCGACGAUGAUGAUGAGAAAAUUACUCUCAAAAAGGAAUCGGAAGGUGAUGAUCUGUAUGAUGCUGCGAUUGAGCCAUCUGGUCCAGUUAAUGAAAAGAGGGAAUCAACUGAAGAUCACUUGCAAAAUUCUGUAUCUAGGAAGCAUUCCGUUGUGGUGAAAGCUGAGCCAGCUGCCACGCAACAAGCGGCAGGCAAGCGUUAUUGUUGUUAUAUUGGAAACAUGACAUGGUGGACAACUGAUGUAGAACUUGAGGUUUAUUUUCACGUUGAUUAA
Meloidogyne enterolobii is the source of this 366-nucleotide messenger RNA. NCBI's taxonomy places the organism in Eukaryota, Metazoa, Nematoda, Chromadorea, Rhabditida, Meloidogynidae. The record is from the annotation of a GenBank genome assembly.